GUGUGACUGUACGAAGAGAACUGGGAGGUGACUGGCUGACCCAGGGAGGAGAGAGACAUAUUCUGAGACAAACACACACAAAAAACUGAGCAGGGCUGUGUGAGUGUGUUAAACUCUCAGACGGAGUCCUGAUCUAAACCGAACGCCGACACUCCCACAUGUCUCCCCCCACCCCUAUCCCCUCUCUGCCCUCCUAUCUACUGUGUGUCCUCUCCAUGUUCCUGUCCCUGUCCAGACUGAGGGGCAUCCUCCCCCCACUCCUCUCCCUUGUCCUGUCCCUCCCCCCUGCUGCUAGCCAGUCAGUCAUCACCACGUCCCAGGGCAGACUGAGGGGUCAGUUGACCCCCCUGCCUUCUGACCUGCUGGGCCCUGUGGUCCAGUACCUGGGGGUCCCCUACGCCCGCCCCCCCACCGGGGAGAGACGCUUCCAGCCCCCCGAGCCCCCACUGUCCUGGCCAGGGGUCAGGAACACCACCCAGUUCUCCCCCGUCUGUCCCCAGCCUGUAGAGGAACACAGCCUGCUGACAGAGAUGUUACCUCUCUGGUACUCUGCCAAUCUGGACAUAGCCAGCACAUACCUGUCACAGCAGAGUGAAGACUGCCUCUACCUCAAUAUAUACGUCCCUACUGAGGAAGACAUCCAUGAUGAGGGCGGUCUGCGGCCAGUGAUGGUGUAUGUUCAUGGAGGUUCUUAUUCUGAAGGGAGCGGCAACAUGAUGGACGGCAGUGUCCUCGCUAGCUAUGGAAACGUCAUUGUCAUCACAAUCAACUACAGGCUGGGAGUACUGGGUUUCCUCAGUACGGGUGACCAGGCAGCUAAAGGCAACUAUGGUCUGUUGGACCAGAUCCAGGCUCUGCGCUGGGUGAAGGAGAACAUUGCUGCAUUCAGCGGAGACCCAGACAGAGUCACUGUGUUUGGCUCCGGGGCUGGAGCCUCCUGUGUCAGCCUACUAACUCUGUCCCACUACUCUGAGGCAUGCUGUGUAUCAGAUCUGUUCCAGAAGGCGAUCAUCCAGAGUGGGACAGCCCUGUCCAGCUGGGCGGUCAACUACCAGCCAGGGAAGUAUGCAAGGCUGCUGGGGGACAAGGUGGGCUGCAGCCUGGAGGACUCAUCAGAGCUCAUCGUCUGUCUGCAGGGGAAGACCUACCAGGAGCUGGUGGAACAGAAUAUCACUCCAGCUAAAUACCACACCGCCUUCGGACCUGUCAUCGACGGUGAUGUCAUCCCUGAUGACCCCCAGAUACUCAUGGAGCAGGGAGAGUUCCUCAACUAUGACAUCAUGCUGGGUGUGAACCAGGGGGAGGGGCUUCAGUUUGUUGACGGGAUGGUGGACAGUGAGGAUGGUGUCUCCAGCGACGAUUUUGACUUUGCCGUGUCGGACUUCGUGGACAGUCUCUACGGCUACCCAGAGGGGAAGGACACGCUGAGAGAGAGCAUCAAGUUCAUGUACACAGACUGGGCCGACCGGGAGAACCCUGAAACUCGGCGGAAGACGCUAGUCGCGCUGUUCACUGAUCACCAGUGGGUGGCGCCGGCGGUGGCCACAGCAGACCUCCAUGCCCAGUACGGAUCGCCAACAUACUUCUACUCCUUCUACCACCACUGUCAGAGUGACGUGUCGCCCGCCUGGGCGGACUCCGCCCAUGGAGAUGAGGUGCCGUAUGUGUUCGGUCUGCCGCUGAUCGGCCCCACGGACCUCUUCAACUGUAACUUCUCUAAGAACGAUGUGAUGCUCAGCGCCGUGGUCAUGACAUACUGGACCAACUUCGCCAAGACAGGAGAUCCUAACCAGCCGGUGCCCCAGGACACCAAGUUCAUCCACACCAAACCCAACCGUUUUGAGGAGGUGGCCUGGGCCAAGUACACCCCCAAGGAACAGCUGUACCUGCACAUCGGCCUGAAGCCACGCGUCAGAGACCACUACAGAGCCGCCAAGACAGCUUUCUGGCUACAGCUGGUGCCCCACCUCCACAACAUCAACGAGUUGCUGCAGUAUGUGUCUUCUGCAACCCACAGCCCUCCCCAGGACACCACCCCCCACUCCUACACCAAGCGGCUGUCUAAAGGCCUGGGCUUGGGUAGCACGCGCCACCCCAACCCCAACCCCCCUGCCACGCCCCAGGCUCCAGCACUGCAGGGGGAGGAGCUGCAGGUCCCCCACCCCGUCAUGGAGGACUACUCCACUGAGCUGAGUGUUACCAUCGCAGUGGGAGCCUCACUCCUUUUCCUCAACAUCCUGGCCUUUGCAGCUCUGCUCUACAAGAAGGACAAACGCAAGAUGGAACACCGGAGGCUGCCACGCCCACCUCCACGCCGUGACAUCAUGAACGCUGACAUCACACACCAACUGCAGGGGGAGGGACUUCUGAAGCAGCUGGAGGCUGAGGCUCUGCACCAACACAACACACUGGAGAUACACGACACACACAACAUACACCACACACUGGAGGCUCUGGACACGCUGGACACACAGGACAUCUACAACACUCUGGACACCCUGCGACUGACCUGUCCACCUGACUACACCCUGACCCUGAGACGCUCCCCUGACGACGUGCCCCUGAUGACACCCAGGUCCCUGCCCAUGACCCCUGGCUCUCACCCUGCCACCCCCAUGACCCCUGGAUCUGUUGUGGGGGUGCAGCCCAUGCAGGGCUAUAGUCCUUACAGUAACACUCACCUGCCUCAUACACACACGCACACACACCCCAACACACACACACAUUCUACCACACGUGUAUAACCACAGACAGAGAUGGGGCAGAACGAAGCAGGAUAGUUUCUCCAGCUCCUAAGAUGGCGGAACGAUCCAGUCUGCCGUGUUGCAUGAAUAGAACAAUGAGGGAGCGGAAGUGAUGAACUCUGGGAGAUUAAGUAAUGUGCAUCAGUAAAAAGAACAUUAUAAAUGAGAACAUCCAAUAUGGCUGCUAAUUUGGUCCAUACAUCAUGGAAACAUUGCUUCUAUAAGCUGCGUCCGAAAUGGCUGAAGUUGCCAUGUGACUGGCCCUGGAGCGGGGCUGCUGUGAUGUCCAGAUCAGACUACUGACUGAACCCUCUGGGAACAACUUGAAGAACCUGUGAAAUGUGAAUGUAAAAUAUUUCAAUUGCAAUGAAAUCCUUCAGAGGAUCAAUGUUCCCUGUAGCUCUGUGCUCAGCCAGGCCAGGGAUGUAGUCUGAAGGACAGACAGAUAGACACACAGACAGACAGAGAACAACAGAUGGACAGAGACAGACUGUAUUCAUAUCACCUAGGACAAAUUCCUCUGAAUGGUUCAACAAUAACAAGUUCAACAGUCCGAAGAUCUACCAACCAGCAGUCUGUUCAAAUAUGUAAAUAACUUGUAAACAUAAUGGAGAAAAGAUGGUAAGAUUUAAAGCUUUUACUGUUUUAUUGCAUUCAAAUAUGUUAUUUAACAACCGUAGGUUUUAAUUUGAGUUGAUUAUAAAUGUAUAGGUCCCCAGAACAAGAUAUAACUUGACGCUUGACUAACCCUGACCACAUCUAACAAGAUGUAAACCCUGACCCUAACACUAACCCUGACCACAUCUAUGCCCAACCUCUUCCCUGAUCUGAAACUUGUACUGGGACAUGGAACUGGGUCUAUUUUUGGCCCCAUCUCUCAGCCAUGGACCCUUACUUUUGUUUUUACCCCUGACCUGUAACCUUUGACCCUGACCUCUAACCCUAUCCUCAUCCUAACUUUGACCUACAUCCUAACUUGGACCCUCAACCUGUCUAUGAACUCUUAUUUCAGUCCUUACACUUAUUGACCCCUUACCUCUAACCCUGUCUUCUAACCCUGAUCCUGACCCUACCUACUUCCACCAUGUCUCCCAGACACAAAACUGAUCAGGUGACCUGAGACCCAAAUUCAAUCAUACUGAAGUCUAAAACGUUGCGAUUAAAAUCCGUCCCGACACAAAUCCUGCAUUUGUGAGCUUUUUGAACCAUAAAAUAAAACGGAUAUGAAAUCAUAUACUGAAAGCUGAAACAGUGGAUCUGAAACAAUGAAUCUUAUUUGAAAUACUACCAUAGGCUAGAUUAAAAGAUUAUUUUUUUUCAAAAUAUUUUCAGUUUCUGCCUUAACAGAUGGAAGGAGUCUUUGCUGUAUGUACUGUAUGAACUUUCUGCUCCAUUUUGUUCAAUAAAGUAUCAGUAUUUUAC
Messenger RNA from Oncorhynchus masou masou (cherry salmon), 4166 nucleotides. Its product is annotated as neuroligin-4, X-linked-like. The record is from RefSeq and is a predicted model, not a curated record. The transcript is spliced from 8 exons. Gene Ontology annotation, cellular component: cell surface; postsynaptic specialization membrane; synapse. Gene Ontology annotation, molecular function: signaling receptor activity; neurexin family protein binding. Bases 159 to 2744 code for a protein of 861 amino acids. Gene Ontology annotation, biological process: synaptic vesicle endocytosis; presynaptic membrane assembly; modulation of chemical synaptic transmission. NCBI's taxonomy places the organism in Eukaryota, Metazoa, Chordata, Actinopteri, Salmoniformes, Salmonidae.